AUAUUUGGAUUCGUACACCAAUUGACGUUUCUCUAUCCAGAGCAUUAUUGGCUUACAAAAGUACAUAAUCGUAUAUUCAUAAUGUCAACCACUGGUGAAUUAACAGCAGGAAAUCGCUUUAUAUGAUAGACAAAUUAGAUUAUGGGGUAUGGCAACUCAAUUAAGAUUGAGGUCAGCUAAGAUUCUCUUGUUCAAUUUAGGUGCUAUCGGAGGUGAAGUUAUUAAGAAUUUAGUUCUUGGUGGGUUAAAUUCUAUAACUAUCGUUGAUGAUUCAACAGUUAAAGAAGAAGAUUUUGCUGCCCAAUUCUUUUUACCUAAUGAUGAUAGUAUUGUUGGACAAUUGAAAUUACCAUUAGUUAUUGACAGAAUAAAAGAAUUAAAUAAUAGAGUCAAUUUAUCCAUAGAUACUUCUCCCUUAAGUAGUAUCAUUUCAAAUCCUGAUUUCCUCAAACAAUUUAAUUUGGUGAUAGCUACUGAACUUACCAAGACUGAAUUAAUUGACUUGAAUAGUACAACAAGAAAGUUAAAUAUCCCCUUAUAUGCCACUGGUGGUCAUGGAUCAAGUGGUUAUAUCUUGACUGAUUUAAUAAAACAUACUGCAACUUCAGAAAAGGAUGCUGGUAAUGUUCUCAGACAAGCAAAUACAAAAAUCAAUAGAGUUAAAACCAUAACAGGAGUAAGCUACAAUGAAUCCGAUAAUAAAGAAACCAUAACUGUUCUUGAUGAGUAUUGUCCUAUUGCAGAUAUUUUUAAUUCUAAGGAAUUACCAAACCAAUUAAAUAAAAGACAAAUGAAAAGAUUAUCAGCUGCUUUCCCCUUAAUAUUUGCAUUAUUUGAAAUUCCAAGAUUAGAAGAUCCAGAAAGUAUAGUUGACAAAGAUGUUUUGAAAUCAACUGCUCUUUCCGUAUGUGAAAGUUUUGGUAUUCCUUCAAGUUUAGUCACAGAAGAGUAUUUGGAAGUUUUCAGUAAUCAAGCCUUUGCAGAAUUUGCUCCAGUCGCUGCUAUACUAGGCGGUACAUUGGCCCAAGAUGUCAUACAGUAUUUAAGUCAAAAGGAAAGUCCUAUAAAUAACGUAUUGAUUUUAGAUUCUAUAAAGUCUGAAAUGCCUAUUUAUGCUUUAUAAACAAAAAAAGUUAUCGUUAAAUAUAU
Molecule: messenger RNA, 1149 nt
Organism: Scheffersomyces coipomensis
Lineage: Eukaryota; Fungi; Ascomycota; Pichiomycetes; Serinales; Debaryomycetaceae
Product: E1 ubiquitin-activating protein
Exons: 2
Coding region: 149-1123 (324 amino acids)
Biological process (GO): protein sumoylation
Cellular component (GO): SUMO activating enzyme complex; cytoplasm
Molecular function (GO): SUMO activating enzyme activity
Source: RefSeq, a predicted model, not a curated record